Messenger RNA from Pseudocercospora fijiensis CIRAD86, 1183 nucleotides. RefSeq lists its product as uncharacterized. The transcript is spliced from 4 exons. Lineage: Eukaryota; Fungi; Ascomycota; Dothideomycetes; Mycosphaerellales; Mycosphaerellaceae. Bases 1 to 963 code for a protein of 320 amino acids. The record is from RefSeq and is a predicted model, not a curated record.
AUGACUCCGAUAGACAGAGAGCAGAUCGAGGGUCUGCGUGCAAUACGAGCCUUCCUCAAGGUGCGGACUUCUUACGAUGUGCUGCCGCUCAGCUACCGCCUCAUCGUCUUCGAUACAUCUCUACUGGUCAAGAAGAGCUUGAACAUCCUCACACAAUGCGCAAUUGUCUCAGCACCACUAUGGGAUUCCAAGACCUCAACAUUUGCCGGCCUCCUUACCACCUCCGAUUACAUCAAUGUCGUCCAAUACUACUGGCAGAAUCCGGAAACGCUGCAACAAGUGGACAAGUUCCGCCUCAGUAGUCUGAGGGAUAUCGAGCGCGCCAUUGGUGUGGAGCCCAUCGAGACACUAUCCAUCCACCCGCUACAGCCGCUAUACGAAGCCUGCCGCCGAAUGCUUGAAUCUCGUGCCCGCCGCAUUCCGCUGAUUGACACUGACGAUGAGACACAGCGAGAGAUGGUCGUCAGCGUGGUGACGCAGUAUCGCAUCUUGAAGUUCAUCUCGGUGAAUGUGAAGGAAACGCAGUCGCUCAAGAAACCCUUGAGAGAUUUGAAGGUCGGCACAUACACGACCCUGGCAACAGCGACCAUGGACACUCCAGUGAUGGAUUGCAUCCACAUGCUGGUCAAGAGGAGCAUAUCGAGCGUUCCAAUUCUGGACAAAGAUGGAACAUUACUGAACGUCUUCGAGGCAGUAGACGUGAUUACUCUGAUUAAGGGCGGAGACUAUGACAACCUCAACCUCACAGUGGGCAAGGCGCUUGAAAAGCGAUCAGACGACUUUCCUGGAAUUUACACGUGCACUCUCAACGACCGCCUGGAUACGAUUUUCGACACCAUUCGCAAAUCUCGAGUACACCGCUUGGUCGUCAUUGAUGAGCACAAUCAGUUGAAGGGACUGCUCUCCCUCAGUGACAUUUUGGACUACACGCUCAAUAGCCCGCUAGGCGACACAGACGACUAGAAUUCGCAUGGAGCGGAAACAUGGAUGGGCAACGACGAGCUACGAAAGCCAUCUGGCCUUGAGUCUUGUCGCAAGUGCUGCGCUUGGCUGAAGGCGGAUGUGAAGCAUAUGAUACCCCAAGCAUUGAGUGUAUACUAAGUGCCGCACCGCGCCGCGUUAAUUCGUGGAAUUCGCGAUAGAUGACUGAUUGAUUGAUGGAAUACUGGCGCUUCAUUGCCAU